UGGUCCAUGGGUAUGAAGUGCAAACACUUCUAAGAGUCAGAUAAUUACCUAAACCUGGCAUGUCGUUUUGUGGUAUGGUUUUGGGGAGGAGUUGUUACUUCCUCUGUUAUUGCAACUCAAAAAGUGAUCUCGGGUAACGAUGACAAGCCUUAUUGAAGCUGUAGGCCUAUCAUAGCAAAUAGCUUUUGGUUUUGGUCAGUGAAAAAUAGAGUAGACAGAGAGUAAUCAGCACAAUGAGGUAUACUUUGGUGAUCGCCAUCUUGGGGGCCCUGCUUGUGGCUGCUAUAGCGCUGCCACGCCGUCAAUUCCGCAGGCCUACCAAGGUGAGCACUCUGUGCUGUACUAGAGUUAACAAUGCCGUCAUCCGCAACAUCACGAGUGCCAGGGCCCAGAGUGCUCUGCAUCCAUGUGUAGAGGCUAUUGUCUUUACCACCAAUGAUGGAAAACAGUUCUGCACCAAUCCAAAAGCCCCCUGGGUGCCUGAUGUUCUGAGAGCUCUGAUUAUGACCAAUUGAACAAGACUGGAGUUCUAUAACACAUCACCAAGGAAGUGGAAACAGUGAAAUGAAUGUUAUACUUUUCAAAAAUGAGUGUUCAAAACUGAAUAUCACUGUAUGUUUUUGCUGACUUCAGCAAAAUGUGUUUGAUAGAUUUGUUUCUCACACACGCUUAAGCAUAUGCUCAUGCAUGCGCGCUCACACACACGCACGCACACAUGCACACACACACACACUGUAUGUAUGUCUGUUCUGUAUUACAAAUGUGCUCUUGAGAACAUUAAAGUUUUUUCUUAUACAGAUACUUUUUCAUAAAGUGAUUAUUGAGUGUUAUGGACAAAAAGUAAAACGUACUACUAGUAAAACUUA
Alosa sapidissima (American shad) is the source of this 866-nucleotide messenger RNA. Its product is annotated as eotaxin-like. Gene Ontology annotation, molecular function: chemokine activity; CCR chemokine receptor binding. The record is from RefSeq and is a predicted model, not a curated record. The transcript has 4 exons. Gene Ontology annotation, biological process: inflammatory response; cellular response to interleukin-1; chemokine-mediated signaling pathway. Bases 234 to 515 code for a protein of 93 amino acids. NCBI's taxonomy places the organism in Eukaryota, Metazoa, Chordata, Actinopteri, Clupeiformes, Clupeidae. Gene Ontology annotation, cellular component: extracellular region.